AUGGGCUUCCUAUUCCUGGAGGACCUCGACCACGAAGAGGAGGACACGUACGGGUGCAAGUGCUGCCUGGCACACCUCGCCCGGCGCUCGGACGUGUAUUCGCGGCUCUUCCACAGCUGCUCGGGCAAAGCAUACCUCUUCAAGGGCGUGUGCAAUGUCUUGGAGGGCCCCUCCGUCGACCGCCGCAUGACCACCGGCGUGCACACCGUCUGCGACGUCUACUGCGCACGCUGCAUGGAGCUCGUCGGAUGGCGGUACCUCAAGGCACACGAGGAGUCCCAGCAGUACAAGGAAGGCAAGGUCAUCCUCGAGCGCGCCAAGAUCGCGGAUGCAGCGGAGCGGCGAGCGGCGUCCCUGGCAUCAGCGGGGGCCAGCAGCCUCGGAUCGGGCCACUCCGACUCGGGUGGCAGCGAGGCGGGCUGUCCUUAG
This is a messenger RNA of Pedinophyceae sp. YPF-701, 429 nucleotides long. The record is from the annotation of a GenBank genome assembly. NCBI's taxonomy places the organism in Eukaryota, Viridiplantae, Chlorophyta, Pedinophyceae.